Molecule: messenger RNA, 328 nt
Organism: Laetiporus sulphureus 93-53
Lineage: Eukaryota; Fungi; Basidiomycota; Agaricomycetes; Polyporales; Laetiporaceae
Exons: 1
Source: RefSeq, a predicted model, not a curated record
CGGGACCUAUAUGAUACGAGUUGUUCCAAACCAGAGGCUGCCAGUUCCAUGUGCGCCACAACCGUCAAGCGAAGACGAUAUAUCGCAAUAUCUGUGCAGAAGCAAUCCACCGGGUGAAAAGGCAGACGCUUUACCAGCGCGUCUGGCCCCCUUGGGGUGCGACAUUGGUGAUCGCAUCGCCAGCCAUGGCUACAAGGAGGCUGCACGGCUGUGUAUGAUCUAGGUUGAAACAGGCUGUCAAUGAUGCUCGUCGUAGGCACUAAUUUGAGACUCGGCGGUUGGAUGUUGAUCGAGCGGUGCUUGACUUUGAUGAGUUCAUCAAAGUUCC